AUGGAAGAUUACGAGAGCGUCAUUCAUGAAUACAAGAACCAGAUCAAUGUGACAUCUCCAGACCCAUACUUAGCUAGCUUAUUGGAUGACUUCGGAGUCCACUUAUGCGAUCUAUAUGAGUCUACAGGAGAGUUAUCUUAUCUCAAAAGAGCUUUUGAAAUACUGUCGGAGGCUUUCGAAGAAACUCCCCAAGAUGACCAACAUAGGCUUGAGCGACUGGGUAGACUUGCGGAUUUGUUUGAAAAUUACAAGCUUACUCUAACGCCGGAGGCCCUUGACAGAGUCAUUGACAUGUUUCAAAGAAGUAUCGACGCCAUUACGCCAGGCGAUUCGAUCUAUGCUACAAUCAUAAUGCUUUACGAACGCCUCCUACGUUUGAGAUUCUCUAAGAUUGGAGAUGUGGCAGAUAUCGAUAAGGGUAUCAGCAUCAUACGAGACAUUAUUGAUACGACUCCGCCGAACCAUGCAGAUCAACCAAAAUUUGCAUUGAUUCUUCAGAAUUUGUUAAAUGAUAGAUUCAAGUGUGUCGGAGAAACGCCAGACCUAGAUGAGGCUAUUUCUCUUGGCCAAUAUCUCGUCAAUGAUGCCCCUCUGAGCCAACCAGAGAGGGCCACGCGCUUAAGUUGCCUAGCGGAGAAUUUCGACAAUCGAUAUUCCAGCACUGGAGAUAUAGUCGAUCUUAAUGAAGCCAUUUCUUUAGCUCGCGACGCUCAUGACAUUGCCCCUUUGGCCGAUCUAGUCCGAAUUGGGCUACAGAACGGGAGAUACCUAUUCCGCAGACAUUAUCGCCAUCUUCAAAAUUUCAACUUCAUGACGGAAGAAAAGGCAGAUCUCGACGAAGCUAUUCAUAUGGUUUUCAAGACUAUCGAAAAUUGCGCCAUAGGCACUAAGAAUUGGAAACACGCAUUACGUGACCUCGGAAGUUAUCUAAGUAUAAUAUGCAUUACGCCCACAACAUUAGCAGAUGCCAACUUUGCUGUUGUUAUGAUACGAGACAUCAUGGCUUUUUUCCAAGUCGACGAGCCAAUGCAUGCCAUUUUGCUAGGCUACCUCUUGGUAUGCUUGAGAGCCAGAUACAUACAUACUCGUGAGACAGCAGAUCUAGACGAAGCAAUUUAUGCAAUUCGAGAGGCUCUUAACGUUGCUUCGCUGGACGAUCAAUUUCGGAGCAUAGCAAUCAGUUUCUAUGCAGAUUGUUUACUUCAGAGAUGCUCUAAUACUGGAGCACUGUCGGAUGUCGAGGAAUCGAUCCUUCUAAUGCGAGAGGCCAUUGACUCUCUUCAGACGGACGGUCUAUUUCGAAUAGAUGCGUUACAGAGGCUUGGGGACUGUUACUACCUUAGGUACGACCACACUCGUGCUGCAAUAUAUCUGGAAGAGGCUAUUCGUAUAUCUCGACACGUUAUUGAUCUCACCCCAACAAGACUGCGAUUCUUACCACUGAAUGAUCUCGCGGGUCGCUUGCAUAAAAAAUAUCAACUUACUGGCGCAAUCUCAUACAUCAAUGAAUCCAUUCUUCUGAAGCGAGAGGCUAUUGCUUGUCCCUCACUAGAUUUUGCCCAUCGGUCGCGCCUUCUAGGCGGCAUUGGUGAGCUUCUACUGGAGAGAUUUCGGCGUACGAAAGCGAUGGAAGAUUUGAAUGAAGCAAUUAGCCUGAGUCAAGAAGCCCUCGAAGCUACGUGGUCAGAUUCCCGUGAACGGGCUAGCCAAUUAGCCAUCUUUGCGGAAAUUUUAGUCGAGAGGUUCCACCAAUCUAAAGAAUUAGCAGAUCUAAUGGAAGCUAUACUUUUAUUACAAGAAGCAUUAAGUAUUGUUUCACUGGACGAUCCGAUUCGGAAUCAAUUGGUGAUUGAUCUUGGGAGAGCACAUGGUAUGAAAUACUACAAUACUCGAAUGAAGUCAGACUUGGAAGACGCUAUUCAGAUGACUCAGCGCGUCAUUGACAUGAUUCCGCAAAACCAUCCAGAAAGAGCCAAUUACUCAAUCACUCUGGGAAUGUAUUUCAAUUUCAGAUCAAAUGCUGCUGAAGCCACAUCAGAGACCAUGGAAUCCUUGCUAGCCUUGCUCUCGGCUGAUCCUGCAGCCUUCUCCUCAGUACUGCUUAACUCAGGGCUAUUGAAUGAUUUUGAAAAUUUUCUAGACAAUCGAUACAUUCAUACCGAAGCUGAAGUCAUGGCAGACAUGGAAAAGGCUCAGAAAUGUUAUUUGGAUGCCCUAUACCAUGUCUCGGCUGGAAUCCAAAACCGUUUGAGAGCUGGGGUAACGGUACUACGCUUACGUCGUAUUGUCAAUUAUCACAAAGCAUACGAUGUCGCCAAAUAUACAGUUGACUUAAUUCCAUCAUUAAUGUCUCAUUCACUUAAAAACUCGGAUAAACAAAAUAUGCUCGCCACAGCCGUUGGAGUAUCAUCGGAUGCAGCAGCUAUUGCUCUUCAUGCACUUCCCGCCAAUCGAGGGCCUCUUGCCGCUGUCGAAUGCCUUGAGACAGGCCGUGGUCUGAUUGGAAAGGCCCUUUUUGAGCAAUAUGAAAUCUUUACUCUGCAGAAGCACAAUCCCGACCUAGCAGAUACUCUGCAUGUAUUGAAAGAUCGAUUUGAUAAGCCAGAUAUGGGCCGUCUUUCCGCAUCAUAUAGCGCUGUAAUGGAUAUUGAAGCUGAAGCGAACAGGCGUCGCGAGAUUGAACAAGACUAUUCUAAUCUUCUCCAAAAAAUCCGCUUAGAAAAUGGCUUUCAACGCUUCCUGCUUCCCGCAUCGGAGUCUGAUAUGUUACACGCGGCAGCAUGCGGUGGUCCGAUUGUUAUUCUGAAUCUGAGUCGCCAUCGCUGCGAUGCUUUGAUCGUCAAACAGUCAGGCUUCGAAGAGCUAGCGCUCCCGCCCCUCCUCUCCGAGAUUGAUAGACACUCUACAGAUAUUGAGUCCAUCGAGACUCUUUCCUGGCUCUGGGAGGAUAUCGUGUGUCCUGUGCUUAACGCUCUGGGUUUCACUGAGCGCCCAUUGGAUGAGAAAUGGCCACACGUAUGGUGGAUACCGACAGGCAAAUUGACAAAAUUUCCUCUACACGCAGCUGGGCAUCACCUGAGACACAGUGGAGAGACGACGCUUGAUAGAGUUGUCUCAUCAUAUGCUGCGUCUGUUAAAUCAAUCAUCCAUACACGUCGACGUGGAGGUCUGAAAGCACUAGAAUCUAUAGAUCUUCUCGCGGUCGCCAUGGAACACACAGAGGGACAUACACCACUUGUACAUGCAAGUCGCGAGAUCGAUGCCGUAGUGAAUGUAUUGAAAUCAAGGGACGUGAAGUACAAUCGGCCACAAGAAUAUAAAGCCAACGUCUUAUCAGCCAUGGGAAAUUGUCAGAUUUUCCAUUUUGCUGGCCAUGGUGAGGCACAUCCCACAGAUCCACUACAAAGCUCAUUGCUACUGAGGGACUGGCAGGAUGAGCCUCUCACAGUUGGAAGUCUGUUAGAGACCAAUCUCAGUUCAAAUCCUCCCUUUCUCGCAUAUCUAUCGGCUUGUGGAACUGGCCAGAUCCUUGAUGACAAAUCUAUAGACGAGAACAUCCAUCUAGCUAAUGCGUUCCAGCUCGCUGGGUUCCGUCAUGUUAUAGGGACUCUCUGGAGUGUUGAUGAUGAGGUAUGUGUGGAGAUUGCCCACAUGACGUAUAGCUCUUUUAGUAAAGGCUUGCACGAUGACGUGGUGAGUCAGGGACUUCAUGAUGCUAUCAGAACGCUUCGGGACCGAUGGGUCAAUAUGGCAGAUAAAUGGGCUGAAAAAGAGAGUCGAGCGGUGGAUGAACUAAGAGAAGGCCGUCCUGCUCGACUAGAUGAUUGUGAAGAGUUAGGACGACCGUUUUGGAUCCCAUAUGUUCAUUACGGAGUGUGA
This is a messenger RNA of Trichoderma gamsii, 3879 nucleotides long. RefSeq lists its product as hypothetical. The coding region runs from base 1 to 3879 and encodes 1292 amino acids. The transcript has a single exon. Gene Ontology annotation, molecular function: protein binding. NCBI's taxonomy places the organism in Eukaryota, Fungi, Ascomycota, Sordariomycetes, Hypocreales, Hypocreaceae. The record is from RefSeq and is a predicted model, not a curated record.